Messenger RNA from Lytechinus variegatus (green sea urchin), 1397 nucleotides. RefSeq names its product tyrosine-protein kinase CSK-like. Gene Ontology annotation, biological process: protein phosphorylation; regulation of cytokinesis; mitotic cell cycle. Gene Ontology annotation, molecular function: ATP binding; protein kinase activity. The record is from RefSeq and is a predicted model, not a curated record. NCBI's taxonomy places the organism in Eukaryota, Metazoa, Echinodermata, Echinoidea, Temnopleuroida, Toxopneustidae. Bases 123 to 1397 code for a protein of 424 amino acids. Gene Ontology annotation, cellular component: centrosome; spindle pole; nucleus. The transcript is spliced from 9 exons.
GUCAAGUUUAACUGUAACUCCCUUGGCAGGCUCCGAGAGAUGUUCCUGAUCAUGCAGCCCUUGAUGAAGAAACAAAGAAUAACCUACAGACAAUCCUUGAGGAGAGCGCAUACUGUGAGGAAAUGAGACACAACACUUGCCCCCAAUGCCCAAAGACAAAAUUUCAUGUGGAAUUUUUUAAGGAGUGCUAUCGGAAUGGAACGCUUGACCGGUGUGACCACUGCAAGGAGAUGGUCAAAGCAUACUGGAAUCAUAGCGAGAGCUGCACGUCAGACCGAUGUGUGCUGCCAUUUUGUGGCUUCAUCAAGGAUCUAUACAGUGAGACGGGGCUUCUUCAUGACCUUGAUAUGCGUCGCUGGGAGGAUGUGUUAGGAUGUUUGAUGAGAAAGAAAGAAUUGGAGGUUUUAGAAAGACUUCAUGAACUGGAAGAGUUGCAUCGUCCUACUGAUGACGGAGUGGAAUUAUGGAGUUUUGAUGCAAACGCAGAAAGUUUCUUGAGGAGGGGCCAGCCUUUCGCUCAACUGACAACAGAGGGCAGACUUUGCAAAUUUGGGCACUUUACUCCCAUCCAUUGCAAAGCCAAGAAGCGGGAGCACGAGAUCAGUAUUGUCAUUAAAAAGGUUCGAUGGUGUUCAAAUUUGACAUCUACUCUCCCGAAACUCCACUCUAAGAGUUCACCAAGCCUCAAAGAUAUCAUCUCAACAUGUCUGUGGCACAAGAAAUUGAAAGGAGAUAAGCUUCUCAUUUGCUCAACCUACCUCUCCGAAAGAAGUCUGUCAUCCUCUCUGAACUCUCUCGGGGGCACUCUUGAAAAAUACUGGAUGGAAGCAUGUAAAGCCGCUGUUAAGCUCCAUGAGUCAAACAUACUCUACCUCAACUGGAAAGUGGAUCAUUUGGUCGUGACCCCUGAUCGUGUGAAGCUGUGUAACUUUGACUAUGCUGUAGACAUUUCAUGUAGCUCAUCUUAUGGGAAUCUGAGAGGGUCCCUCUGUGAAGACUGGAGAGGAACGGAUGUUCCGGAGCGUGUGAGAAAGGGGCUGGAUCCUCGAAUAGCGCCUCCUGAGGUGCUAGAUGGAAGAGGAUUGACUGUGAAGUCAGAUACAUGGGGUCUGGGAUGCCUCCUAUAUCAGCUAUACAAUAAUGGAUGCCUCCCAUAUCGUGAUCUCAGUCACCUGAGCGAUGAUGCCAUCAGGGAGGAGAGACUGAGGGUGAAGGAAGAAUAUUCUGAGCUGGUCAAAGAUUCACCUAAGACCAGAUUAUUGUCGGAGCUAUGCUGGAAGCACGAUCCGAUGGAACGAAAAUUACCAGGACAAUUAGAAAAAUGCCUUCAAGCCUACAAUGACUUUGAUCUACAUCAGCAAUGUAAUGAUAUCAUGAUACAGAUUAAUGGCAAUUAA